GGCUACCACCGUGCAGCUAGACCAGUGCUUUACAAAACCCACGGCGCAAUCGUCAAACUGCUGGUGGUGUGGCAUUGGGAGAUGAGGAUUGAGCAGGAGGCAGUAUGUCUGACGAGAUGCUGUGUGGGCGAAGCAAGAACACGGCGAGCCUUGACAUCAACAUCUGCUCCAUCUGCCGCUUCUGCCACCGCGACGCACACAACACGGCAAGAGAGACAGCCCCAAUGAUAAGACAGUGGACAUCUUCCCAUGGCCAAGGUGAAGCCAAGAAACCCCUACAGGUCAAGGAGGUCGCCAACUGGGUGCGGAACUCAAAUUUUUCCCACACAAAGUACCUCAACUCUCCAGCUCUGAGAAAGCAUGUGUUAGGCCUCGGAGCAGCAACUAUGAAUAACACAGCUUCCCCUGUGCCGCGGUCUCUAAGCAACCGUCCAGCUGUACUACGGGCUCCAAUGAAGGACAAAAGUGUGAGCCAAGCGCGUUGUCUAAAACAUUAUGGACACAGUAAACUGACUGGGUAGCAGCAGCGCCUACUCUGUCGUCUGAACACCACACCCCCUGCUACUUGCGCACACAGCGGAGCGCGCCACCAGUGACCAGAUUUACAGAUCGCCCAAUGGACACGCUUUAAAAAAAAAUCACGAAAGUUUUGAUUGGGACGAAGGACGCUUCACAAACGGAAACAGUUUGACACUCAACUUUGUAGGAAGAGACUGUGGAGAAUAACAUUAUCUUGUUAUCUUGUCCUUUUUCACUUCUGGAUUUAGGAAACACUCCGAUCACAUACCGACCGUGCAUAUCAGUCCGUCAUCGCGCUGACAAAGGAGUACUCGGGCAUACGGAGCUGAAGUAAGGGACAUUACGAGCACCAAGAACUUGUAAAAAGGGAGAGAAAAGGGGGGCUGGUGGCAGAGGAUGGAGGCCCUGCUUCCUGUUCUGAGGGGGUACCCAAUCCCCUCAGUACUGGUGUGCGCGCUCCUCUUCAGGGUUGUCGACCAGCUCCUCCAAAAGCUGCCCGUGCCCAAAGUGGUCCAACAGGACAAGUUUCAUUCUUGGAGGUGGAGGAACCUUUCUGUGUCCAUGGUACAUUCACUGAUCACUGGCACAUGGGCCGUGACCUGUGCGGUGGUGUGGCCUGAGACGCUGCAGGACCUCCAUCUGUACCAAACUCCACUGUCCUACCUGCUCGUCUGUGUGUCAACAGGAUACUUUAUGCAAGAUGCAUGUGACAUCAUUUACAGGGGACAUGCCCGGGGUUCAUGGGAAUUCCUCUUGCACCAUGUACUGGUGCUGAGCUGUUUCUUGUAUGCGCUGUGCACUCAGAAGUAUGUAAAUGGGGCAGUUGUGGCUCUUUUUGUGGAGGUCAACAGUGUCACACUACAUCUGCGUCUGUUGUUGAAGCUGGCCGGAGCUCAGUCCACUCCCCUCUAUCACAUCAACAAAGUGGUCAAUAUUGUCACAUAUGUGAUUUUCCGACUGUUUACCCAGUUCUACCUCACUUGGUUCAUUCUCCACAACUACGCCAAGUUAGACCAUGCCGGGUUUUUUUUCUUUUGUAUGAUGCUCAUGAAUAUUAUGAUAGGCAUAUACUUGUACCGCCUGAUCCGCUCUGACUUCUUUAUUCGAAGAAAGAGUAACAUCACAGAAAAUGGGACUCACAACAACAAUUCUAGAAAGUUUCUUACAGAUUAAAUAUCCAGGAUACAAAUUACUGGAAAAAUCUUUUUUUAUAUGAACUCUUUUUUUAUAGGAACUUUCAUGUUAAUGAUCAUGUCACCCUUCUUAGAGCUCGCACUUGAUGGAUUGAUCCUUUUAAGAUGUAUUACAGCAGCUUGUUAGUGUGUGCAUACUGUUUUUAUGGCUUUAAAAUUAUUUUUCACAUUUUCCAAAAACCGUUGAGCCAAACAUUUUCAAAGCUAAUGCCAAAGCCAUUGCCAAUUCUUUACAGACCAACAACCAUAUUCUAAUAGAAAACUAAGCCCCAAACAUUAAAAUGUUCUGAUCUAAUAUUUGUAUUCACAUGCGUGUGUCUGUGUCUCUAUAAUGCCAUGUGUGGUGGAGGAGAUUUUCUGCAUGGUUAUACAAAUAUCAGUGCAGGUGGCCACAGACCUCAAAAUGGGUUUGCAUUGGGCAACAUCCAGGGUUGAAGGUGCUAAACAUUAAAAACCAGGCUGCACAGUCAUUAUGGUAUUGAUACCCUAUUCUAAAAAUUGAUAAGUAAAUUUUGCCAUAGUUUUUAAACUAUCUGCUUCAAUAAAGUGAAAACAUGUGCCUGUA
Molecule: messenger RNA, 2277 nt
Organism: Boleophthalmus pectinirostris (great blue-spotted mudskipper)
Lineage: Eukaryota; Metazoa; Chordata; Actinopteri; Gobiiformes; Gobiidae
Gene: tlcd1
Product: TLC domain containing 1
Exons: 8
Coding region: 916-1692 (258 amino acids)
Biological process (GO): membrane assembly; phospholipid homeostasis; regulation of membrane lipid distribution
Cellular component (GO): plasma membrane
Source: RefSeq, a predicted model, not a curated record